Trematomus bernacchii (emerald rockcod) is the source of this 4245-nucleotide messenger RNA. RefSeq names its product histocompatibility (minor) 13 (gene hm13). The record is from RefSeq and is a predicted model, not a curated record. Gene Ontology annotation, cellular component: membrane; lumenal side of endoplasmic reticulum membrane; cytoplasmic side of endoplasmic reticulum membrane. Gene Ontology annotation, molecular function: aspartic endopeptidase activity, intramembrane cleaving. NCBI's taxonomy places the organism in Eukaryota, Metazoa, Chordata, Actinopteri, Perciformes, Nototheniidae. Gene Ontology annotation, biological process: membrane protein proteolysis. Bases 138 to 1274 code for a protein of 378 amino acids. The transcript is spliced from 11 exons.
UCUUUGCUCAAUGUUUUAGGAAACGUGGCCUUACCUUACCGCAGCAUCACUGUUGUGGAUGAAUGAUAAACACCCAGCGGUUCUUCCACCUCUUCCAGCCCGUGUCUCAGCUACAGCACACAGCCCGCUUCUGAACCAUGUCUGAGACGGAGCAGAUCCCGGAGGCCGUCGCUGCCGUCCUGGAGGCCCUGAACAACACAGACUCCAACGGAACCGAGCAGGCUCUCAACGCGACGGCUAAAUUCGUGGCGAGUCCGGAGGGCACCGCGCUGGCGUACGGCAGCCUGGUGUUCAUGGCUCUGCUGCCCAUCUACUUCGGAGCCCUGCGGUCCGUCACUUGCUCCAAAUCAAAGAAUGCAUCGGACAUGCCUGAAACGAUCACCAGUCGAGACGCCGCAAGGUUUCCCAUCAUCGCCAGCUGCACUCUGUUCGGGCUCUACCUGUUCUUUAAGGUAUUUUCUCAAGAGUACAUCAACAUGCUGCUGUCCAUCUACUUCUUUGGCCUGGGCGUGCUGGCUCUGUCUCACAUCAUGAGCCCUCUGAUGUCCAGGAUCUUUCCAGCUUCUUUCCCUAACAAACAGUUCCAGCUGCUCUUCACUCAGGGCUCCGAAGAGGCCAAAGAAGAAAUAGUCAACUAUGAGUUUGACACCAAGAACCUGCUGUGCCUGAUCAUCAGCAGCGUGGUGGGAGUCUGGUACCUGCUCAAAAAGCACUGGAUAGCCAACAACCUGUUUGGCCUGGCGUUCGCUCUGAACGGAGUGGAGCUGCUCCACCUGAACAACGUCAGCACCGGCUGCAUCCUGCUGGGGGGGCUCUUCGUCUACGACGUGUUCUGGGUGUUUGGGACCAACGUCAUGGUAACAGUUGCCAAGUCCUUUGAAGCACCAAUCAAAUUGGUGUUUCCUCAGGAUCUACUGGAGAGAGGACUUGAUGCCAGUAACUUUGCCAUGCUGGGUCUCGGGGACAUCGUCAUCCCAGGAAUCUUCAUCGCUCUGCUGCUGCGCUUCGACGUCAGCCUGAAGAAGCAAAGCAAGACGUAUUUCUACUCCAGUUUCCUGGCCUACAUCUUCGGACUGGGCCUCACCAUCUUCGUCAUGCACACCUUCAAACACGCACAGCCCGCUCUGCUGUACCUGGUCCCGGCCUGCAUCGGCUUCCCCUGCCUCGUAGCGCUGGUCAAAGGAGAGCUCACGGAGUUGUUCAGUUAUGAGGAGACCGUUCCCGAGGACACAGAGGCUAAAGAAGACGACGAAACAGAGAAGAAGGACCAAUAGCAUCCAUCGCUUCCCCCCCCCCCCCCACCCACCACCCGCCCUCCUCAAACACUUCUCAUCCAGCCUGCUGACGCCACAUUUCAACGAAGCCCCUCCCCCUCCCGCUUCUCCAGCUUCCUGUUUGUCGCCGGGCAGGGAUCUCAACAGGGGGCUCUCACGUAGCCAGCGUUGUUCGUGUCUGGUCUCCGUGGUAACGGCUGCUGUCGUGCGAGCGACGGUGGUGUUUGUAAUUUAAAGGUUGUUUCGUUGCGACAGCUCAGACUCUGUGCCUGCCAUGUUUCCUCUGUCUGUCUCUCAGCUGCACGCACACAGGGAACACACACAUCCUCUGCGGCUUUCCCCCCAAAAACACACACACACACACACACGAGUGUUUUAAUGUACGUUUAAUAAUAUGCAUGUGAAAGCAGACGCAGCGUCACCAGAUCUGAUCCGCUUGUGUGUUUGCAGCUCGUUGGCUCAGACCAGGAAACCAGUAAACUUCCACUGUUUGAAAGAGCGUAUAAUGCCGCCUCAAAAGUGGGAAAAUCCCACGGUCAAACAAGUGCUUCUGUCUUUUGUUUCAAAGCCUCAAACAAAGAGCCACGAUUCUUAUUCUUUUGAAUAAGGUACCUGAGCUUGAAUAUUCCACCAUGUCACUUCUCAAACUCCUGAUUUCCUGUCGAUCGUCCCGCGGUGGUUCUUUGUCUCUGGGUCUCUUCUCUUCUCUGGUUUAAUUCGGCGCCGGGUCGCCGCUCAUUCUGCCUUCUGCUUCCUCACAUCUGUGUUUCCCGUUUUGUUUUAUUGUGUUUUUUUUUUGUUAAAGGCCAGAAUUUUAAGAUGGGUAGCAUUUUGUUUCUGAUUGUAUACAGUGAGUUGCUCAUGUUGUCAAAGCUGUACUGUACAUCCACCUGACCUUUAAACUGACUGUACCAGAUGCAUGUAAGGAAAUGAAUCCUGCUUAUCAUCAGGCAUGUGGCGCUAAAAUGUCCUCAAAUUUAAAUCUGCGGUGACCAUUUCAAGCAGUAAGUCAUAUUCAGUCAGAGGUCAGACAUUGUGUAUGAUACAGUGUUCUUUUUUUAACUUUUUUUACACUUUUAUCACAGGAAAUACUUUUUUUUGUCAUCAAAUCUCAUGUUUAGAUCUAAACCAACACUGUAAGAACAUACAUCUUUGAAACACCUCACAAAUGUAUAUUUUCAUUUUUAUUUCAUUUUUUUAGAAGCUUCAGUAAUUUAACAACUGGUAGCUUUUAACAAGCAUUACAAGCUGUAGUCUUUAAGAUUGACCUUUUCUUGUUUUUCUUCCAGUCAGUGUUUUCAGAAUGUUUAAAUACUACAAGAUGUGAAGAUUAAAUGAAAAUGAAUUGGCUUAAAAUCACUGUUAUUUCUAUUUAAUCCGUAACUGUUCUACAUGAAGUGUGGGAUUGUUUUACAUCAUGCACUCUUCAUGGAGCUGUUCAUUUAGAUCUUACAUUUAGCUACAAAUCACUCGGCUCUUUUUUUUUGUGUAUUAGUUCGGUUUCUUCAGAGUUCACUUCAUUACUACAGGUGAGAAUUUACCUGCCUGGUUAAACUAAAGUUGAGUCAAAUAUUUUUUACAUCUGUUUUCAGUCUUAAAGUUCUGGCCUGUGAGAUGAAUGUGAGGAGUAAAGGGAGGAGGAGGAAGUCUGAACCUCCUCUGCUGAAUAUUAACGGUCCUCAUUCUCAGAUCUUAUUGGUGGAGAGGCUGCGAGGGGCGGGGCCCUGUUGUUUCCUCGUCCAAUAGGCUGUUUGAAUGAGCCGAGGAGACAGGAGCGUUUGUGUUUUUUUCCCACAAGCAUUCUCACUCUUGAUAAGUAAACUAAAUAAUCUGGGUUUACGGACUGUUGGUCCAAACCAUUAAUGCCAUUAAUUCAAUAAUCAAAUGUUUUCUACAAUGAUACCAACUUCUUUGUUACAACCUUGUUUUAGAAAGCCGAUAAAUGAUUGAUCAGUUACAAAAAAUGGUUAUCGCACAGUUGACAUUUCGUUAAAAACCAUUUGUAGGAUGUGAUAAAGAUUGCUUGACUGAAAAAAGUAGUGAAUGAAUUGACCAAAAGAGUCAACAGUGUGCAGAUGUUUGCCCCUUAGAUGUAUUCUCAUACACACCUGUCUUCAUACAGAUGUUCAAGUGUCUCUGCUGUGUGAUUUGAAUUGUAAGAUGCCAAAAAUGUCCAAAUCUAUUGCUUAUAGUCAGAUUUUUUUAUCUCACAAUAGACGAGUUAAAAAAAGAAUGUUCCAAAUUAAACCAGCCAAUCAUGAGAGAUCCUAAAUAUUCGGUGUAUGUUUCAAAAAGAAAUGCGAACAACAUUUCCCAAAAUGCAUUGUACACCUUAACAUUUAUUUUCUUUAAUUGGUUUUGAGUCUUUUGUUUUUUUUAAGUCAGAAUUUCACAAUAAAGUUCUGAAUUUUGUCAGAAGACUUUUGAGAAUAGUCAGAAUACUGAGAUGUAAUUAUUCUGACUCUCUUCAAGAUAUUAACCAUCAGAAAACUCAAUUUUUACUUUUUAAAAUUAGUUAUUUUUUAAUUACUUUUUAUUCAUUUAGAGGGUUUUUUUCUAAAUGAAAACAUGUCUCUCCUCUAGGACACACCAUGUGUUGCUCACAUUUUGAAAAUGUAGAGCAGCUCUCUGGGUUUGUGGAUGCUUGAGAAAAGCUUCUCUGAUUGGACUGUUCAGCCGCCAUCAUUAUUCUCAAUGUUAUCAAUGUUGUUGCUUUAUGAAAAAGAUGCUCAGUUUUUUGUAUUUCGAUGUAAAACAGGAAAAUAAAUGGAAGUAUGAUGCCCACAUUCAGCUCAGUGACGUUCAGUAGCCCCUCAUAAUUUUAAAUGUAAUGCACCUGAAAUGUUUUCUGUUUUUAUUUCUCUUUCUCUGGUUGCAUUUGUGCAGGAAGUCAUUUUACGGCCCUGACUGUAUAUCUAUUUCAUUUGCAAUAAACGUUUUGGUGUUUUGAUCACCGUAUAGAGAAGCAUCA